This is a messenger RNA of Rhineura floridana, 1700 nucleotides long. RefSeq names its product G protein subunit gamma 3 (gene GNG3). The record is from RefSeq and is a predicted model, not a curated record. The coding region runs from base 193 to 498 and encodes 101 amino acids. Gene Ontology annotation, biological process: G protein-coupled receptor signaling pathway. Gene Ontology annotation, molecular function: G-protein beta-subunit binding. The transcript has 3 exons. Gene Ontology annotation, cellular component: heterotrimeric G-protein complex. NCBI's taxonomy places the organism in Eukaryota, Metazoa, Chordata, Lepidosauria, Squamata, Rhineuridae.
UUCCCAGCUGGAUGGCAGCCAGGCCUCCUACUCAGGGAACAGAUUCUGGCUCCUGGCUCGCCUGCUGCCCCAUUUGCAUCUCUUGGCUUUCUGGAGGCUGUUUACAUCCAUGAGAGAGAAGAGGCAGCCUGGGGGUCAGUGACUCCACAGCAUGGCGGGUGAUGGGGACGCUUAGCAUAGCAGAUCCUCCUCAUGGGAAUCAGCACCGCUGAGGGCUGGUGGAAGGUGCCUAGAGAAGGGGGAAGACAAAUGAGAAAUCCAAGAAGCCUCAUGAAGGGUGAAACUCCAGUGAACAGCACUAUGAGCAUUGGGCAGGCCCGGAAGAUGGUGGAACAGCUGAAGAUUGAGGCCAGCAUGUGCAGGAUAAAGGUCUCCAAGGCUGCGGCUGACCUGAUGACAUACUGCGAUGCCCACGCCUGCGAGGACCCUCUCAUCACUCCCGUGCCCACCUCUGAAAACCCAUUCCGAGAGAAGAAGUUCUUCUGCGCUCUACUCUGAGCUAUGUCUGCCUCGCCACCCCGCCCCUCAAGUCCAACGGGGCACCAGGGCUUCUCCCUUCUCCUUUCCUCCCCCUCCCUUCCCCAUCCCCAGACACCCUCCUCAUUGCUCAGUGUGGAACUGGGUGCGUGGAAGAGGCCCCAGUGCACGUCCUCGGCCCGUUUGGGGAGGGGUGGGUGGGGCAGAUGGAGAGGUUUCCUCUUGCAACUCCCCCUCCCUCACUAUGCAUUCUGUCAUAAUAUCAUUUCUCCAAAAACUUCAGCCGAGCACAAGAAUUCAAACUCCGCCUGAUACAGAGUUCACUCCCUACUUCCCUCCAAGGAGAAUCUCGUCUAUAUUGGGGGGGGGGGAAGAAAGGCACUCUUCCUCCCCAAAAUGAGACCCAGAGGUAUUAAUCACCCUCUGGUUCAGGUGUGGGGAACUUUUGGCCCUCCAGAUGUUGCUAAACGACAGUUCCCAUCUUCCCUGGCCACUGGCCAUGCUUGCUGGGACUGAUGGAAGUUGUCAUUCAGCAACAUCUGAAGGGCCAAAGGUUCCCCACACCUGCUCUACUCAUACGCCCUAACAGGCGAGCCCCCAUUGGUAAGAGCCAUUGGUCUAUCUUGUUCAGCACUGUCUACACUGACUGGCAGCUGCUUUCCAGGGUUUCAGGCAGGGAGUCUCUCCCAGCCCUCCCUGGAGAUGCCGUUGGGGAUUGAACUGGGGACCUUCUGCAUGCAAAGCAGGCGAUCUACCACUGAGCUAUGGCCCUUCCCUUGCAUGUACACUAGCUGGAGGGCCACAGGUUUCUCACUCCUUUGCUGAGAAGCCCUCUCCAACAGGUGUUUCCAAAUCUAGUUGCAGCAAAUACCCCCCCCCCCGUGAAGAUAUGUGGUAUGACCUCAUCUGAUGAGAAAAACAGGGAUACAUCCGUUUUUGCCUUUCAUUCACCUGAAAUUUCUGUGUUUCAAUCUAGAAAAAGAUGGGGGGGGGAAAUCAAAUGAAAAACUGGUUUGGGUGACAAAAUGGUGAUGGGGCAUGGAUGGAAUCUUGGUAUCAGGGCUGCAGAGGUUUGCCUCUGUGUGAAAGAGAGAGAGAAGCCUGAACUCUGAAUCGCCAGACACUUGGGAGUGUUAAACGUUUCCCAUUGCUUCUGCUGCCAUUUGGUUUUUGGGGAGUCUCCCCGUUUCCUUCAAGCUCUGAAAUAAAUGCAGUUACAAAGA